Messenger RNA from Ogataea haglerorum, 1578 nucleotides. RefSeq lists its product as uncharacterized. Gene Ontology annotation, cellular component: mitochondrion. Gene Ontology annotation, molecular function: phosphatidylserine decarboxylase activity. The record is from RefSeq and is a predicted model, not a curated record. Gene Ontology annotation, biological process: phosphatidylethanolamine biosynthetic process. The transcript has a single exon. Bases 1 to 1578 code for a protein of 525 amino acids. Lineage: Eukaryota; Fungi; Ascomycota; Pichiomycetes; Pichiales; Pichiaceae.
AUGUUUAUGAGGUCUAGAACAUUGACAGAAAAUCACAAAAUUUUGAACAAGCCACUGACGCGUGCAUCGCUGAAUGCACUCAGUCAGCAGCAGAAGGGCAUCAUUAGAGGUUUUCCUAAGAUUCACAGUCCUCACCGAAACGUACACUACCGGAAAACGUCAUUAUUUGCAGCUGCAACCAUUAAAGUGUCCCUACCGCGUUCAUUUAGCACAUACCACGGAUUCCCAAAUGCAAACCUUAUAAAUGGCACAAGAGAGCUGCUCAAGAAACGUCAAUUUUCGACUAAAGCUAGAUUUUCAUCACGACUAAAACGCGUCAAGUUCCGCUCCUGGUUCACAUUGACUUCAGUUUCUCUCAUUUUUUUUGGUGUUGUGGCCAGAAGCUUCAUUGAGAUUGAAGAUAACCGAGAAGCAAAGGAGUCAAAGAUAAAAAGAUCUCACAACGUAGAAUCAUGGCCCCUUUAUAUAUACUCAAGACUUCCCUUGAAUUCACUUUCCAGGCUUUGGGGGCAACUAAAUAGCAUUGAUCUUCCUGUAUGGUUGAGGGGCCCAUGUUUCAAGUUUUACUCGGUAAUUUUUGGCGUGAAUCUGGAAGAAAUGGCUGAUCCUGAUCUUACACACUACAAAAAUCUGGCGGAGUUUUUCUGUCGGCCGAUCAAACCAGAGAAAAGACCUGUCGAUACUUCUGCAACCCUCUGUUCUCCAUGCGAUGGCAAGGUUCUGAAGUUUGGCAUCGUCGAAGAAGAUGGAGGGAUAGAGCAGGUGAAAGGAAUAACCUACAAAGUUGAUGCUUUGCUGGGCACGCACGAUGCGCCGAAAAUCGAAGCUCGUCCUCAACAGUUCGAUUUAAAAAAAACCCAAAAAGAAGCUCAUUUUAUUGACUUACAUGGGGGUAUCAAGGCUUUGACAUAUAAGAAGGAGGGCGAUCAGUCUCUCAUUCAUUCAUCGACAUCACGUAUUUUGUCUGUUUCGAGAACUCUUGUUGGCUCUGAAGGACACAAAGAAACCAACAGGCUGUUUUACGCGGUCAUAUACUUAGCACCGGGGGAUUACCAUAGAUUCCACUCGCCGGUUGAGUGGGUGGCAACAUUGAGGAGACAUUUUGUCGGUCAACUGUACUCAGUUGCACCGUACUUUCAGCGGACCUUGCAAAACCUGUUCAUACUGAACGAGAGAGUCGCAAUUCUCGGCUACUGGAAGUAUGGUUUCUUCAGUAUGACUCCUGUAGGCGCGACAAAUGUUGGCUCCAUAAAGCUGAAUUUUGACACCCAUCUUGCAACAAACGAAGUGUACGAACAUGAAAUAUAUUCUAAAGACAGAUUAGAUGAAGCGUUGACCGAGAAGUACAAUGUCCAGGAGCGCAAAAAGUUGAAAAAAGACACUUGUUAUGAAGCGACUUAUGCGAAUGCGUCGAAGGUGCUUCAUGGAUUUCCGUUAGUCAGAGGAGAGGAAAUGGGCGGCUUCAAACUUGGGUCUACAAUUGUAUUGGUUUUCGAAGCCCCUCCGAAUUUCCAAUUUGAUCUCCAAGAAAAUCAGCAGGUGCUGAUGGGACAAGGAAUUGGUAAAGUAGGACUUUAA